This is a messenger RNA of Didymodactylos carnosus, 564 nucleotides long. NCBI's taxonomy places the organism in Eukaryota, Metazoa, Rotifera, Eurotatoria, Philodinida, Philodinidae. The record is from the annotation of a GenBank genome assembly.
AUGGAAAUCGUGUUGUGUGGUCUGCAAUGGUCAACAUGCUUAGCAUACAUAGACGAUAUUUUGGUGUAUUCGAAAACAUUCGACGAACAUUUAGAACAUUUAGACGAAAUAUUUGGACGGAUCAUAGAGGCUAAUUUAAAGUUGACACCCGACAAAAUAAAAACGGUGGAAGAAUUUCCAGUCCCACAAAACGUAGAUGAAUUAAAUAGUUUUGUCAGUUUGGUCUCGUACUACAGACGUUUUGUGAAAAAUUUCGCAUCUAUAGCCUAUCCACUCAAUCGGCUAAGGAAAAAGAACGUGCUAUUUAUUUGGGAUGAAAACUGUCGACAAGCCUUUCAAGAGUUAAAACUGAAAUUAACAACAGCACCCGUACUAAGAUACCGGGAUUUCACACAGCCGUUCACAGUGUUUACUGACGCCUGUAAACAAGGAUUAGGUGGGGUGCUUUCUCAGGUUUUCGACGGCCAAGAAUGUGGCAUUGCGUAUGCUUCACAGGGAUUAAAAGAUUCAGAAACACGGUGCGCCCCAGUGGAAUUCGAAGCAAUUGUUUGGGCCAUAAAAUAA